Molecule: messenger RNA, 5409 nt
Organism: Polyodon spathula (Mississippi paddlefish)
Lineage: Eukaryota; Metazoa; Chordata; Actinopteri; Acipenseriformes; Polyodontidae
Product: short transient receptor potential channel 5-like
Exons: 11
Coding region: 608-3541 (977 amino acids)
Biological process (GO): manganese ion transport; regulation of cytosolic calcium ion concentration; calcium ion transmembrane transport
Cellular component (GO): cation channel complex; membrane
Molecular function (GO): store-operated calcium channel activity; inositol 1,4,5 trisphosphate binding; protein binding
Source: RefSeq, a predicted model, not a curated record
UGGAGCCCCUACUCACUGAGGAAGGUAUGAAAGUGACUCAUCCCAACCUGCUACAAGGCUAACGAACUGCUCCAUCAAAAACCAUGACAACUGCAGCUUGCUGGCUGGACCUACAGGAAGACUUCAGAAACCAACCAAAUAAGAGGAAGAGAGACGAGGGAACGAUUGUUUUCAAAUAAGAGGGAGGGAGACGAGGGAGCGAUUGUUUUCUAUAUAUUUACAACAAAAGAGAGGGAUAAUCCUAGCUAGGGGAAAAAAAAAACAAAAAACAAAAUGAUUUUCUUUUGAAGCUGUUUCUAUGUGCUGUUUUUUCGGAGGAAAGUGUUGUUCUUCCUUGAAUCAUCAGGUUAUUAUCUGUUGGAAAAGAUGAUCUUUCUGUUUCUAGUCAUCGCUUUCUGGUCUACGCUGAAGACUGGAUUUCAAAAAAGAUGUGGAGGGACUGGAUUCUAACCAAGGGCAUUUGGAUCUGCAGCAGUUUUUCUUUUUCCCAAUGCAAUAAUGCUGUGAGAUUGUGUGCUGGACGAAAACAAUUUGCAUAGAAGCUGCAUUCCAAAUAAGGAGAGAGAAAAGCAUGUAAGCAACCUGCCAUCUGCAGGUGGCCUGAACCAUGGCGCAGCUCUACUACAAGAAGGUGAACUACUCUCCUUACCGGGACCGCAUCCCCCUGCAGAUCGUCCGCGCAGAGGCCGAGCUCUCUCCCCAGGAGAAAGCCUACCUGAUCGCGGUGGAGAAGGGGGAUUACGCCAGCGUGAAGCAGGCCCUGGAGGAGGCAGAGAUCUACUACAACAUCAACAUCAACUGCAUGGACCCCCUGGGGCGCAGCGCCCUGCUCAUCGCCAUUGAGAACGAGAACCUGGAGAUCAUGGAGCUGCAGCUGAGCCACAACAUCUACGUGGGGGACGCGCUGCUCUACGCCAUCCGCAAAGAGGUGGUGGGGGCUGUGGAACUGCUGCUGAGCCACCGCAAACCCAGCGGGGAGAAGCAGGUCUCUUCCUUAAUGAUGGAUAACCAGUUUUCAGAGUUCACGCCUGACAUCACCCCUAUCAUGCUGGCAGCCCACACCAACAACUAUGAGAUCAUCAAGCUCCUGGUCCAACGCAAGGUCACCAUCCCGCGUCCGCACCAGAUCCGCUGCAACUGCGUGGAGUGCGUGUCGAGCUCGGAGGUGGACAGCCUACGUCACUCCCGCUCCCGCCUCAACAUCUACAAGGCUCUGGCCAGCCCCUCCCUCAUCGCCCUGUCCAGCGAGGACCCCAUCCUCACCUGCUUCCGGCUGGGCUGGGAGCUCAAGGAGCUGAGCAAGGUGGAGAACGAGUUCAAGGCGGAGUACGAGGAGCUUUCCCAGCAGUGCAAGCGCUUUGCCAAGGAUCUCCUGGACCAGGCCCGCAGCUCCCGGGAGCUGGAGAUCAUCCUGAACCAUCGGGAUGACCAGAGCGAGGAGCUAGACCCGAGCGAGUGCCACGACCUGGCCAAGCUCAAGCUGGCCAUCAAAUACCACCAGAAAGAGUUUGUGGCUCAGCCGAACUGCCAGCAGCUCCUGGCGACUCUGUGGUACGAUGGGUUCCCUGGCUGGCGCCGGCGGCACUGGGCUGUCAAGCUGCUGACCUGCUUCACCAUCGGGCUGCUCUUCCCGGUCUUCUCGGUGGUUUACCUGCUAGCUCCCAAGAGCAGCCUGGGCCUGUUCAUCAAGAAGCCAUUCAUCAAGUUCAUCUGCCACACCGCCUCCUACCUGACAUUCCUGUUCCUGCUGCUCCUCGCCUCCCAGCACAUCGUCCGCACAGACCUGCACAUGCAGGGCCCUCCACCCACCAUCGUUGAAUGGAUGAUACUGCCCUGGGUGCUGGGAUUCAUCUGGGCUGAAAUUAAAGAAAUGUGGGACGGGGGGUUCACCGAGUAUGUCCAUGACUGGUGGAACCUGAUGGAUUUCGCAAUGAACUCCCUGUAUCUCGCCACCAUCUCAUUAAAGAUUGUUGCAUAUGUCAAGUACAACGGCUCUCGUCCACGGGAGGAGUGGGAGAUGUGGCACCCCACCCUGAUCGCAGAGGCCCUGUUUGCCAUUGCCAAUAUCUUCAGUUCCCUGCGGCUCAUCUCCCUGUUCACUGCCAACUCCCACCUGGGGCCUCUACAGAUCUCGCUGGGCCGCAUGCUGCUGGACAUCCUCAAGUUCCUCUUCAUCUACUGCCUGGUGCUGCUCGCAUUCGCCAAUGGCCUCAACCAGCUGUACUUCUACUAUGAGACCAGCGCUGCAGAGGAGCCCCAUAACUGCAAGGGCAUCCGCUGUGAGAAACAGAACAACGCCUUCUCAACGCUAUUUGAGACCCUGCAGUCCCUGUUCUGGUCUGUGUUUGGUUUGCUGAAUCUCUACGUCACCAAUGUGAAAGCCCGACACGAGUUUACGGAAUUUGUUGGCGCCACCAUGUUUGGCACGUACAACGUGAUCUCUCUUGUGGUGCUGCUCAACAUGCUGAUAGCCAUGAUGAACAACUCCUACCAGCUUAUUGCAGACCACGCAGAUAUUGAGUGGAAGUUUGCCCGGACGAAGCUGUGGAUGAGCUAUUUUGAUGAGGGGGGCACCCUGCCGCCCCCCUUCAACAUCAUUGUGAGCCCCAAGUCCAUCUGGUACCUGUGCGUGUGGCUCCACCGGAAGCUCUGCCCUGGGAAGAGUCGUGAUGAGGAGCACAAGAAGCAUGAGAACUUCAAGACAUUCACGGAACACCAUGCUGACAUCCUCAUCCAGAACCAACAUUACCAGGAAGUCAUACGAAAUUUGGUGAAAAGAUACGUAGCCUCCAUGAUAAGGAGUGCCAAGACAGACGAGGGUCUAACAGAGGAGAAUUUCAAGGAGCUGAAGCAGGACAUUUCCAGCUUCCGCUAUGAAGUUCUCGACCUGCUGGGCAACAGAAAGCCCCCACGGCGGACCUACUCCUCCAGCAGCGAUGCCACCCUGAAGGAUGAGAUGAAUGACGAUGAUGGGGGCAAGUGCAAAUCCAAGAACGUCUCCUUCAACCAGGCCGACAAAAAGAAAGACACCUUCAGCGUGUCGGCUCUGUUCCGCUCCAUGUCGGGAAUCGACAUUGCUGAGGAGAAACCAAAGAGCAACGGCUUCAAGAAGUCCUUUGUUAAGAACGGCAACCGGCUGCAGAGAAUCUCCACCUCCAAAAAGGACUCUUUCAAGAGACUGGGCCUGCUGUUCUCCAAGAUGAACGGGCAUGUUUCGGAGCCCAGCUCCUCAGAACCCAUGUACACCAUCUCGGACGGGCUUAUUCAGCCCAAGCACAUGUGGCAGGACUUCAAGUACUCUCAGAGCGAGGUUCACCUCAAUGAAGUUGGCAUGGAUGAGUCGGCCAAGGUCAACGGCACAGACCUUCUCCUGCCUCCCGUCUGCAGCAACUCCCUUCACUGUGCUUCCAGCAUCACCGCUUCCAGCUCAAAGCUCAUCAACUCCACGGAGGAUGUGUUUGAUGGCUGGGAGGGGGGUUGCAGUGUGCUCAUUAACAAUUGGAAUGCAGGGCAAGAGGACAACGUUACCACCCAGUUAUGAAAAGGGGAUGGCGAGCUUGUUUAACACAGGGCAGUGCCUCCACUUCUCUCAUAGCUGGAUACAGCUGGGCUGGAACACAGAGUUGGUGUAGCUUUACCUAUCCCAUUACUGCAAGUCAUUAGUGUAGAAACAAACUUUUAAAAACGCCUUCUUUAUUGCAAUAGUAGUAAUAUUAACAGGAUACAAUUUAGCUGCACGUGUAAAGCCUUUAAUCUCUUGCCGGCUACUGACUUUUUAAACUGAGCUCAGGUGGGUGGGAGUGAGUAUAGAGGCUAUAGGGUUGGGUCUACUCUACUUACUUUUAGGGUUAUGUUUUGUUUUUUAAAACACAGAUUACAUUUGUUUUAUUGUUGGCAAAAUGUUUCAAAAUGGAAUUGACAUGAAUUUGCUAAGCACUGUUCUUCUGGGCCAUUCCAUUUCAAACGAUCAAUGGAUUAUAAAUGCCACUCAAGUGUUUUUUGUUUUUUUUUUCAUUAUGAUGUUUGCAAUCACUCUGAAGGGUUUGUUGCUUCAAUAUGAAGAUUUGUAGAAUGUUUCUCUAACUGGCUGCCUUCUUGCUUGCAGGACUGUUUUAUCAUGUUCAGAUCAUGUAUUUUUGCUUCCUGAUCUUGAGAAAUCAUUUGACAUUGUGACCUUUCAACUCUUCACCAUAAAGCAGGUAGACAUAAACAAUAUUUAAAUGGCACUGCUUUUUGUUCUUGAUACAAAUAAGUACUUUAUCCAGGUGCCUAACAAUUUCAUAUAAUUGAGGUUACAUGGUCCAGUAGCAGCUCCUGGAUACAGGAGGUUAAUAGGAAUCAAGAAACAAUGAAUUGAUCUAUUGGGUUUUAGUAAUGAAAAUCGGCAAUAGAAUUGAAUGAACAAGACAAAAAGCAAACAAUCUUCAGCAUUAUUAAUUUGGCAACAGUCCAUAAAAAUUCUUCUUCAUAUUGGGACAUAUUUGGCUAGUUUAGCUGUGACAUGGAACGGCUUAUUUGAAUCUUUACUGAUGCCUUUUAGUGAGGUGCUGGAUUUCUGAUAAGCAGUGUUGGGGAUUACAAAUUACUGUAAUCAGAUUACUUUUUUCAUUAACUUAAACGUAAUGGUUUCUUAUUCAAACAGGUAACAAAAUGUGGUAACGGAUUAUGUUUUAUGUUUUGAAAUGACAGUCACUUUUAGGUCGAUAAAUAAGGACCAUGACUAACACAUAACACGGAAAUCAGAAGGUUACUUCAAAACUGGCAAACCUUACAUUUCAUGAAAUGCUGUUCAUAUCCUCUUGCUACAGAAUGGCGUUAGGAGGGAACGAGUGGGUUCGAUAGCUGGAUCUUCAAAGAAUAUUUCCAGAUACAGCCUGACCAAACCAAAAAAAUUAUUCAGUAAAACUGUGGCUGAGAAGUUACUAUUUGGAACUUUUAACUAGUUACAAUUCUGUUCAAGUAACUCAUACCUGUAACAGAGUACUUUUUAAAAGUCACUUCCCCAACACCGCUGACACAUGAGGAAGAUUUUAUUGAGAUUGUGAGUUUCUUAAUUACCACGAACAGAGACUGGAGUAUAUUCAGAUUCAAAUAUGUUAUGUGCAUGUUAACCCAUAGCAAUGGAUUAGUGUUAGUAUAUAAAAAGGUAUUAAAAUAAAUUCUUCACUGAUUCCAUGUAAAACCUAUAGCCAUACCUACAGCCAAUGCACAGAACUGCACAAUCAGUGACUGCACAGUCUUCCUCAGCAGUGAAUCUCUCUCUAAACGCAAAACAAUACGUUACAUUUUGGUUUAUUAUGUAUUCAUAUGUUUUUUAGACAGCCAAGAUGUUUACCAAAAAGUCUAAACUAAAAUCAUUGUCACCGUUUUGUUUCAACAAUAAUAAUAAAUUAAUAAUGAUUAUACUAC